Messenger RNA from Tarenaya hassleriana, 636 nucleotides. RefSeq lists its product as uncharacterized. Bases 32 to 505 code for a protein of 157 amino acids. The record is from RefSeq and is a predicted model, not a curated record. The transcript has 6 exons. Lineage: Eukaryota; Viridiplantae; Streptophyta; Magnoliopsida; Brassicales; Cleomaceae.
AAGAGAUUUUACAGAGACAGAGGGCGACGAUAUGGAAGGAAACAAGAAAGUGGGGUCGUCUUCGUUACUGUCGGAGCUGUUUGGUUCCCGAGAAAAUUCUCCUUCUUCUUCUUCGGGAUAUUUCGAGUCGAUUUUCACUCCUCCUUCCAAGGCUUUGGGAAGAAGAACAAUGACCGGUAACUGGAACAGACCAGUGGAUUCCUCAAACGAGGUUUGGAGCAAAAAAUCUUCAGACACAGGCGAGAAUGGUAGGACCUGCAAAGAACAGGAGAACCCGGGUUUGAUUAACAGUGGCCCGGGUUCAAUCUAUAAGGAGCAGAAAGUGCAACCGUGCCAUCUAAGCUCGUCGAUCUUUUAUGGAGGUCAAGAUGAUUAUGUUCGGCCUCAUAGUGUCAGUGGUUCGAGCAUGAACUCUACGAUUUUGCAGUACAAGAAAGAUGGAGGAGAAGAUGAUUCAGGAAGUGCCUCGAGAGGAAACUGGUGGCAAGAAUCUCUCUAUUACUAAAGAGUUUUGCUGGCCAAUGUUAUACUCCUACCAAAACAAGGUGAAUAGGAGCAUAGGUAGCAGAAUAUCAAUCAAUCUUUUUAUUUCUUAACUUACAUCUAAUGUUACAUAUAUAUAUAUAUAUAUAUAUA